AUGUUAUGCCACCGUCUCCCAAGACCCUUCGCUAAAUUUAACACGGCCCUGUCCGUUUCAGUCGCAACUAUGUCCACGACCACCAAGCCCUCCCGCAAGCCCAUGCCCUCGGCAUUGACAUUCGACCGUCACGCCAAAUGCUCGACAACCAAAGCGCGCGCUAGCACUCUCAAAUUACCCCACGGCGAUGUCCCACUGCCCAUCUUCAUGCCCGUCGCGACACAGGCAUCCCUCAAAGGCUUGACAUAUGACCAGCUGCGCGAAACAGGAUGCAUGCUUUGCCUUAAUAAUACAUACCAUCUUGGGCUGAAGCCUGGCCAGGCUGUUUUGGAUGCAGUGGGUGGAGCGCACAAGUUACAAAGUUGGGAUCGCAAUCUCUUGACUGAUAGUGGCGGUUUCCAAAUGGUUUCUCUAUUAGAGCUGGCAACUGUUACUGAGGAAGGAGUGCGCUUUCUCAGCCCGCACGAUGGCUCGCCUAUGCUGCUUACCCCCGAACAUUCGAUCUCUCUUCAAAAUUCCAUUGGGUCUGAUAUUAUUAUGCAAUUGGAUGAUGUGAUUGCUACUACCUCGCCAGAUCAUGCACGUAUCAAAGAAGCCACGGAUCGCUCUGUGAGAUGGCUAGAUCGUUGUAUUGAGGAACACAAAUACCCCGAAAGGCAAAACUUAUUUUGCAUUAUUCAAGGUGGUUUGGAUCUUGAAUUGAGGAAGCAGUGCUGCGAAGAGAUGGUUGCGCGAGAUACCCCCGGCAUCGCUAUUGGCGGUCUUUCUGGUGGCGAGGCGAAAGAGGAAUUCUGCAAAGUAGUAGAUACAUGCACCGGACUUUUGCCAGAACACAAACCAAGAUACGUCAUGGGCGUGGGAUACCCGGAAGACAUCGUCGUGGCAGUGGCUCUAGGUGCAGAUAUGUUUGAUUGUGUCUGGCCGACACGAACAGCGCGCUUCGGAGAUGCCAUCGUCUCCUCCGGAACCCUCAAACUAAACCACAAAUCAUACGCUGAUGAUUUCCGCCCUGUCGAGGAAGGCUGCACCUGUGCUUGCUGCCGUUCACCCGAACAGGGUGGUCUUGGGCUCACCAGGGCGUAUAUGCACCAUAUUACUGCCAAGGAGACUGUCGGGGCUCAUCUUCUUACCAUCCAUAAUGUUCACUAUAUGUUGAACAUGAUGAAGAAUAUCCGACAAGCCAUUCUGGAUGAUCAGUACCCUGCGUUCCUUCGCAAGUUCUUCUCCGACAUCUAUGGAGGGGACAAGACCAAGUUCCCUGAGUGGGCAGUGGGCGCUCUGCGGGGAGUUGGUGUGGACUUGUUGGCGGAUUCAUGA
Penicillium brevicompactum is the source of this 1317-nucleotide messenger RNA. RefSeq names its product tRNA-ribosyltransferase family protein. NCBI's taxonomy places the organism in Eukaryota, Fungi, Ascomycota, Eurotiomycetes, Eurotiales, Aspergillaceae. Bases 1 to 1317 code for a protein of 438 amino acids. The record is from RefSeq and is a predicted model, not a curated record. Gene Ontology annotation, cellular component: cytosol. The transcript is spliced from 8 exons. Gene Ontology annotation, molecular function: tRNA-guanosine(34) queuine transglycosylase activity.